UGUGCGCUCGUUGGCAACCCUUCUCGGGAGCUGCAUGGGCUGCAACAGUGCUGCUCAUGGCGGCGGCGGGGGGCGUGACAGACACGACGCUGGAGAGCUCAGACGACACCCCGCCCACGCCCACGCCCACGGCGCAGAGGGCAGACCUGCAGCAGCUGGAGCAGCAGGCGCGCGCCUUCUUGCAGCAGUACGACCGAGAAGCGGCGCGCCGCCUCAACGACUACGAGCUGGCCGCCUGGGCCUACGACUCCAACCUCACCGAGCACAACCAGCAGCAGAAGCUGAAGGCGUCUGCGGCGCUGGCUGCCUUCACCAAGGAGCAAUGGCGCCGGGCUACCGCCUUCCCCUGGCAGGAGUUCAGCGACCCGGACACGCGCCGCCAGCUCAAGGAGCUGUCUGUGUUGGGCGCCGCCGCGCUGCCGCCCCCGCGCUACGACCAGUUGCAGAAAAUAAUAGCAGAUAUGCAGACAGUCUACAGCAAAGCCAAAAUCUGUGAUUAUCGAAACAAAACGAAAUGCGACCUCAGCCUAGAGCCAGAUCUGGUGAACAUCCUGACGCACUCCAGGGAUGCCGGCGAACUGCGUCACGUGUGGGUGGAGUGGAGGCGUGCGUCCGGGGAGAAAGUGCGCGAUAUUUUCAACGAGUACGUCGCCAUUAGCAACGAAGCGGCCGUACUCAACACCUACGAAACCCCCAACUUCCGUGAGGAUCUCCAGCGCCUCUGGGAACAGAUGCAGCCCUUGUAUCAGCAGCUGCACGCCUACGUGCGCAGGCAUCUGCGCAUGCGCUACGGGGACGCGGAGGUCACUCAGCAGGGGCCCAUCCCUGCGCACCUGCUCGGAAACAUGUGGGCACAGAGUUGGGAGGCUGUUUUCCCAUUUUCCAAGCCCUAUCCCGACGCCCAAGACACGGACGCUACUCCUAAGAUGCUGGAACAGGGCUACACCCCUGAGCGCAUGUUCAAGCUGUCUGAGCAGUUCUUCACGUCACUCAACCUGAGCGCCAUGCCUGAGAGCUUCUGGGAGCGGUCCAUCCUGGAGAAGCCAAAGGACCGCGAGAUCGUGUGCCACGCCUCCGCCUGGGACUUCUACGACGGCAAGGACUUCAGGAUCAAGCAAUGCACGCGUGUGAACAUGAGAGACUUGUUCGUGGCGCAUCACGAAAUGGGCCACAUCCAGUACGACCUGCAGUACAAGGAUCAGCCGGUGCUGUACAGAGGUGGCGCAAACCCAGGCUUCCACGAGGCGAUUGGUGACGUGAUGGCGCUGUCGGUGUCGACGCCCAAGCACCUGCGGCGCGUGGGGCUUCUGGACGGCAGCGAAGCCGACGACAGCCCGGAAACGGCGCUCAACUUCCUGUACCUGCAGGCCCUGCAGAAGGUGGGCUACCUGCCCUUCGGUUACAUCGUGGACUUGUGGCGCUGGGACGUCUUCAAAGGCUGGACCACACCUGACGAGUACAAUUGCCAAUGGUGGAGAUUACGAGAACUGUACCAAGGGGUAGAACCUCCAGUUGACAGAAGUGAAGAUAAUUUUGAUCCUGCUGCAAAGUACCACGUAGUUGCAAGUGUUCCAUACAUACGAUACUUCGUGAGCACCGUCAUUCAGUUCCAAAUCCACCGCGCGCUCUGCAUUGAGGCAGGUCAGUUCGACCCAACUGACGCCAAGAAGCCCUUGCACAACUGCGACAUCUACGAGAGCGUCGCCGCGGGCAACAAGCUCAACCGGCCGUGGCCAGAGGCGCUGGAGGCUGUAACGGGCAGCCGCCACAUGGACGCUUCCGGUCUCCUCGACUACUUCCGGCCCCUCGCCCAGUGGCUUGAGGAGGAGAACCGACGCACCGGGCAGAUUCCUGGUUGGGAUCGCUCGAAGAAGAGUUGUGUGUCUGGACAAGAAGAACUCUACACGCAGAGAGCUGAUGAGACAACUUUACCGACAGGGACCACCCGCAUGCUGCUCCUGGCGGCGGCGGCGGGGGGCCUCGCAAACACGAUGCUACAGAGCCCAGAGGAAUCCCCGCCCACGCCCACGCCCACGCCCACGCCCACGGCGCAGAGGGCAGACCUGCAGCAGCUGGAGCAGCAGGCGCGCGCCUUCCUGCAGCAGUACGACCGAGAAGCGGCGCGCCGCCUCAACGACUACGAGCUGGCCGCCUGGGCCUACGACUCCAACCUCACAGAACACAACCAGCAGCAGAAGCUGAAGGCGUCUGCGGCGCUGGCUGCCUUCUCCAAGGAGCAAUGGCGCCGGGCUACCGCCUUCCCCUGGCAGGAGUUCAGCGACCCGGACACGCGCCGCCAGCUAAAGAAGCUGGCUGUGUUAGGCACCGCCGCGCUCCCACCUCCGCGCUACGACCAGUUGCAGAAAAUAAUUGCUGACAUGCAGACACGCCUCUGGGAACAGAUGCAGCCCUUGUACCAGCAGCUGCACGCAUACGUGCGCAGGCAUCUGCGCAUGCGCUACGGGGACGCGGAGGUCACUCAGCAGGGGCCCAUCCCUGCGCACCUGCUCGGUCAGUUCGACCCAACUGACGACAAGAAGCCCUUGCACAACUGCGACAUCUACGAGAGCGCCGCCGCGGGAAACAAGCUCAAGGCAAUGCUUCGCCUGGGGAGCAGCCGGGCGUGGCCAGAGGCGCUGGAGGUCGUAACGGGCAGCCGCCACAUGGACGCUUCCGGUCUCCUCGACUACUUCCGGCCCCUCGCCCAGUGGCUUGAGCAGGAGAACCGACGCACCGGGCAGAUUCCUGGUUGGGAUCGCUCAAAGAAGCAUAAACAA
Molecule: messenger RNA, 2777 nt
Organism: Gryllus bimaculatus (two-spotted cricket)
Lineage: Eukaryota; Metazoa; Arthropoda; Insecta; Orthoptera; Gryllidae
Source: the annotation of a GenBank genome assembly